UGGUUUUUGUCGCGGUUGUUGUUAAUGCCCGAACGAACGUGAGGGGCGCGAUCCGGUUGAGGUUUUCAACACACGGAAAUGCCGGCUUAUCGGGUGUCGAAUACUUUUGAGUAAAGGUCGCUGAUUUCCACCCCCCGGGGAAGAAGUCCCCACCCGCUUCCCCCCUUAGCCAAGGGAUUCCGCCCUAUCCCGACCGCCCUUCGCUCCGUUUCCCUCGGCGCCUCACGAGGCUUCCUGUCGGCCUCGAGAGAGGCAAGUUGGUUGGAGCUCCCCGGCACCUGAGGAGACCUCUGCGGGAGGCCUGUCAGUAGCGAAGGGGACGAGGAGGAGGAGGAGAAGACGCCACCAUCAUGUUUUCUUUCAAUAUGUUCGAUCACCCAAUCCCCAGAGUGUUCCAGAACCGCUUCUCGACUCAGUACCGCUGUUUCUCGGUGUCCAUGCUUGCUGGACCUAAUGACAGGUCAGAUGUGGAGAAAGGCGGGAAGAUAAUUAUGCCACCCUCUGCUUUGGAUCAACUCAGCCGGCUUAAUAUCACCUAUCCUAUGUUGUUUAAACUGACAAAUAAAAAUUCCGACCGGAUGACGCACUGUGGCGUGCUUGAGUUUGUGGCCGACGAAGGCAUUUGUUACCUUCCACACUGGAUGAUGCAGAACUUGCUCUUGGAGGAAGGGGGCCUGGUGCAGGUAGAGAGUGUCAACUUGCAGGUGGCAACGUACUCCAAAUUUCAGCCGCAGAGCCCUGAUUUCCUUGACAUCACCAACCCCAAAGCAGUAUUGGAAAACGCUCUCAGAAAUUUCGCUUGCCUGACCACCGGAGAUGUUAUAGCCAUCAACUACAAUGAAAAGAUCUACGAGCUUCGAGUGAUGGAGACGAAACCCGACAAAGCUGUGUCCAUCAUAGAGUGUGACAUGAAUGUGGAUUUUGAUGCACCCUUGGGUUACAAAGAACCAGAAAGACAGACACAGCACGAGGAAUCCACAGAUGUGGAGGCAGACCAUAGCGGCUACGUGGGUGACCUGGGAUUCCGUGCCUUUUCAGGAUCUGGGAACAGGCUGGACGGGAAGAAGAAAGGCGUCGAGCCAAAUCCUUCUCCAAUUAAACCAGAAGACAUUAGAAGAGGGAUUCCCAACUAUGACUUCAAAAUUGGCAAGAUCACAUUCAUCAGAAAUUCUCGGCCGCUGGUCAAGAAAGUAGAAGAAGAUGACUCUGGAAGCCGCUUCAUUGCCUUUUCUGGAGAAGGCCAGUCACUCCGCAAGAAAGGAAGAAAACCGUAGCUCCCGGAACCAGGAGUUGGUCGGGAAGAAUAAAAUAACACUGCAGCGUUCCUGACUUAUUUUAGCUUUUCUUUUGUAAAAGGACGUUGUAUUGGGGGGGGUGGCGGCACUCUUGUUCAUAUGCAACAUAAGGACAUUCUAAUCUGGUUCUGCACUUUCAAAUGAAGUGUGGUUCAGUAGGUUUUACUUAGUAGAACAUUGUAAGUUGCGUGUUGAUGAAGACAACUCUGGUAACACUGAGCAGCAGAGACACGAAAAGAAUGUGGAUUUCUGAAGGCUGUUUUUGAUUUAUGGCAGCAACGGGUUCUUGAAUAAGUUGCUUUCUUGUAUAUUAACUUCCCACACUUGGAAAAUAGGCGUGGCUUCCUUACAGUUUAGGGCAGGGUUUUGGAAGCCUUGUGGGCAACCUUCCAGGGCCCGCAUGCCAGUGUUGGGCAGGGCCAGAAGCAAAAUGAACAUGUAUGAAUGACUGGUUUUUGUACUCUGAAUGCCUUUGUAUGCCAGAACAUCCAGCCAUUUGAUACCUGACCUGUACUGUGAAGUGUUACAGCUCAGGUGCAGGUUUCUUAGCUAGAACUAGAUGAAAUAAAAUUAGUGGUUUACAUGUAUGUGGAA
Molecule: messenger RNA, 1889 nt
Organism: Podarcis muralis (Common wall lizard)
Lineage: Eukaryota; Metazoa; Chordata; Lepidosauria; Squamata; Lacertidae
Gene: UFD1
Product: ubiquitin recognition factor in ER associated degradation 1
Biological process (GO): ubiquitin-dependent protein catabolic process; ERAD pathway
Cellular component (GO): VCP-NPL4-UFD1 AAA ATPase complex
Molecular function (GO): polyubiquitin modification-dependent protein binding
Source: RefSeq, a predicted model, not a curated record